Molecule: messenger RNA, 544 nt
Organism: Kickxella alabastrina
Lineage: Eukaryota; Fungi; Kickxellomycota; Kickxellomycetes; Kickxellales; Kickxellaceae
Product: anaphase-promoting complex, subunit 10/DOC domain-containing protein
Exons: 1
Coding region: 13-510 (165 amino acids)
Biological process (GO): protein K11-linked ubiquitination; anaphase-promoting complex-dependent catabolic process
Cellular component (GO): anaphase-promoting complex
Source: RefSeq, a predicted model, not a curated record
CUUUUUUUUUACAUGGACAAACUACGCGAUAUUUCCAGCCAAGCCCACUGGACAGUAAGCAGCAGCAAGCACAACCACGGUGUCCUCAACCUACAAGACCCCAACCCGCAAACCUUCUGGCAAUCCGAAGGCCACCAACCGCACCAAAUUCUCAUCAACUUUCCCACCCGCCAACUCAUCCACACAAUUGCCCUCUACCUCAACAUUGACACAGACGAAAGCUACACUCCCUGUAAAAUACUCAUAUACGCUGGCACAAGUAAAUAUGAUAAACAAUUGUGUAUCAAUCAUGUAUUUACCACAGAGCCUCGCGGAUGGGUUUUGUUAAAGUUAAUGGAGAGAGCACAUUUAUUGUGUGUGGAGUUUCCUGAGAAUUAUGAUGGCGGGAGAAAUGUUCAAGUGAGGAUUGCGAGGGUUUUGGCUCCGCCGGUAGAGGAGGAGAGAUUCAGAAAGGAGAGUAUUUUGCCCUUUUCCACACAAGAAUUCUUCAUGUACGACUCACUGCGUUGAAGUAAAAAAGUAUAAAUAAAAUUGAUUUUUAAAA